Diachasmimorpha longicaudata is the source of this 6390-nucleotide messenger RNA. RefSeq lists its product as uncharacterized. Gene Ontology annotation, biological process: cilium movement involved in cell motility. Gene Ontology annotation, molecular function: minus-end-directed microtubule motor activity; dynein light intermediate chain binding; dynein intermediate chain binding. NCBI's taxonomy places the organism in Eukaryota, Metazoa, Arthropoda, Insecta, Hymenoptera, Braconidae. The record is from RefSeq and is a predicted model, not a curated record. Bases 816 to 4196 code for a protein of 1126 amino acids. Gene Ontology annotation, cellular component: 9+2 motile cilium; inner dynein arm. The transcript is spliced from 9 exons.
CAAUCGGCUGGAAUUCAAUGAUAUCAAUUGGCUACAAAUUACCUCAAUUAAAUAACGGAGAAUAGAAAUUGUAAAUCAUUAAAUUGAACUAGAUUAAUUUACGUGAAAUAUCCAGUCUAUCACAGGACAAAAAUUUAUUCCAUGUCAUCAUCGUGAAAAUAAUUGAUAUUCAUACAACGAAAGACGCGAAAACACUGGCCCAGAAAUCGAAAUCACUAGAAAAUUUGUCUGUUAGGCCUUUUCGGAAGUGAUGGAUAAUCGAGAUAAGCGAGAGGAAGUUUAUGUACUAGCUCGUAUACUUAUUCGGUGUUUAGUUUGACAUUUUUAUUUGGGUUUGUGUCACAAACUCCUGAAAUACUGCUAAAAACAUAUGACGUAUAAGAACGAGAUAUAAUUCAAGGAGAAAACUCGUAGAAAUCAAGUUUUAGAAUAAAAAAAUGUCAGUUUCUACAUAAAAUAUUAACUCGCAAUAAGACGUUCCCGGUGAGACGUUUGGAAGAUAGAUUUUGAUAAUAUCUGCGUCUAAGCUCUUGUUUUGCCUUGUCUAGGUCACUUUAAGAUAAUGUUUCGACACAAGUUUACAUUUUGUGUAGACAUUAGGCAACCUUUUUGAUAUCUGGAAGAUGACAACAGCAAGUGUGUAGCACUAUGGAGUGGGCACGUGGUGCAGCGCGCGAAUUUGUGCCGUAUAUGAAAUCCAUGGGGUUGAGUUUGAUCGAUAUUGUAUGGAAGAGUUCUCAAGUUUGUGCUGCCAUGAGACACCGGCUUUCCUCACGUCACCAAGGAAAGUGUCGUGAGGAAGACCGAAAGUGAAAAUGGCAACGAUUCGAGCAGAUUCGAUAGAUCCAAAAAAAAUGAGGAAAGGGAUGGAAAAAACUCCUCCUCCUGUCUGCAGAGACUAUCUAGAUAUGGAUACAGACGAGGAAGAAUUUGGACGUCAAGAAACCCCUGAACCAGACGAGGAACUCCCCCCAGAGCCAGAAAAACCAGUUUUCACUGACGAUGAGUUGGAAACCCUUGUGCAGUAUGUGAAGGACUUGACAAUAAUUUCGUCCCAUACAGAAUUCAUUUGGCCAUUGGAAACCAUAGAACGAAUUCAAGAAUAUUUUUGCAAACCUGGAAAUACCAUAUUGACAAUUUUUGUCGAAGCAACGGAGUGCAAAGCUCUCCUAGAUUUUCCUCUUCAAGCUGAUCAGGGUUUAACUUAUUUCUUAAGAUCUCCUUGGCAGGUUUACACCCCUGAAAAUUUCAUGUCGACGGUGAUUUUUGGAAAUCUCAGUGGUGAUAUUGAAAAUUCGAUGCUAAAAUUUUUAGAAAUUAUGUAUUCACCAAUUGCUGUACAUAGUUCCACGUGGCCUGAAGUUAUGAGGGAUGAAAUUUUCUCGAACUUGAAUCAGUUCCUCAUGAAAUUAACGGAUGCUACGUAUGGUCCUAUGGGCUUGACGAUUCUCUAUGUUCCACGAGAAGGAAUACCGGAUAAUGAAUCUAAGUCUCUUGUUUGGACGGAGGAAAAUCAAGAGGGAUUUUUGGAGAGAUUGGAGAGAGUCGCUCGAUACUGGAUAAAGCAAAUAAGGGGCGCAUUAGAAGGAACGGAUUUACCAGCGCGUUCAACUUACGGAACUAUCAUGGAUGAAAUAGAAUUCUGGAAUUACCGAUUUGAAAAUUUGAGUUGUCUUCAUCACCAGCUCAACGAUAGCUCGAUUUUGACAAUAGUGAAGGCAUUGAGAGAAGCUGAUUCUUCAAGCGUGCAACAGUUUCACCCAUUAACAACUCAAGUUCAUGAACUAGUUGCUGAAGCGAGUUCGAAUGUCAUGUAUUUGAAUUUAUUCGUUGACAGUUGUGUGGAUUUCGAAGUUCCCAAUGGCAUUGGGGCAUACGCUGCGAGAAUAUUGCACCAGAUUCGUUUCGUCGGCUCAGAUUCGACAUUCUACACAAGCGUAGAUAAAAUCGAUAGAUUAUGUCGUGCCCUAGGCACUCAAAUAAUCGAGCAAUGCAAGAACUACGUCAAUUUAGAUACAAUUCUGGAAGGUGAUGCAAGCGAAGGGAAGAAAAUGCUUGAGGAUUCCAUUAAUUGUUGCCAAGAAUUUCUCCAGAUAUUCGAAGGACUAUCCCAGAUGGACGCGCGGUCAGAAGUCCGAGUUAUUUCGAAAAUAGACAAAACAACAUCAUUUUGUCAUGUCAAUAUUUUUAUCCAAAGGUGCCAAGAUCUGAUCGAAUUUUCUGACGCGAGAUUUGUCUAUGACACAUGCGAGGAAGUGAAGAUGAUCGGUGGAGCCAGAGGAUUGGAACACGAAUUGCAGUAUAAAAUAAUCGAAGAGUCCUUCUCGGAUAUCCUGAAAGAAGUGAAAGAAAUUCGUGAUUUUAUUUUAGAUGUCACGACAAAUAUGUGGUUGGACCGCAUAGUAUCACUUGGUGAACGGAUUCAGAAUAUAGAUAACAUGGUGAAAAAUCUGAUUCACGAAAUAUUCAAAGACGUUCAGAAUAUCGAGGAGGGCAUAGAAGCAUUAUACGCCAUGAAGAGGUUUGCUACGAGGAGAAAUUUGCAAAAGACCAUUCGUAGCUAUUGGAUGUUUGUGUGGAAAAUUUUUGAAAGCGAGUUGAAAAGCAUUCACAUUCAAAAGAAAAACAUUUUUGAUGAUGCAGCGGGCACUCCGAAUGCCGAGGCCGCGAUGCUGCUCAGAAUUCAGGCCGAUUACCUGUCAAAUCAUUUCGAUAUUAUGAUUAAUGCAUCUGAUUGGUUGGGAGACAGCAAUGUUCAAGAGCGUAUAAUCAAAGAAUAUAAACAGAUCCAAAGUUCCAUUACCGAAAAAGAAAAUGCUUUCUUUUCACUCUGGGAAAAAGGUAUUCAAUCAGACGUGGAAAUUCGAAAUAUUUUGAAAGAACCUGUUCUUAUAUUCCUGAAACCACCCAACGAAAUAUUUCUCACGGUAAAUAUGGACGAAUCCUAUCUCCAAAAUAUGCGAGAAAUAAUAGAAUGGAAAUAUCUGAAAUACGACGCAAAAUCGAUGAAUUCGAAGUUUCUCCAGAAAUGGCAGCCAAUUAAAUCGAGACAUGUAAAAAUUCAAUAUUUAUGUGGCCUAUAUAACUCGAUUGUAAAACGUCUCCAAAAAGAGGAACGACUGUUAUUAGAAAAUGCUAUAAAUGAAGUCAAGAAUUCGAUUACUCUCGGCCUGCCGAAGUGCACAUGGGCUGUGGAGAAUAUCGAUAAGAUUUAUGCUGAGUGGUUGAAGAAUAUUCUUCUAUUAAGGGACGUCGUAGAAGUCUUUAAAUCGACCAACGCUCACAUUCACUCUUCAUGUGAAGAUAUAGCGAAAUUUCUGCUUAUCAAAGGCACUGACAACGUUUCCUACACUCUCGAACAGUUCAAAGAAUAUUUGGAAUCAAUCAGGAGUGAAAAUUUAUCUUUAAUGAAAGAAUCAAGCAAUUCGAUACUUUCCGAUUUAUAUUUGUUACACCGUAAAGCGAAAUAUGGAGAAACCACUCCGCGACAUUGGACGAUAUAUGUCAGUCAAGUUAUCGAAAUUUUCAAGAAAUCUCUCAUUAAAAAUAUUAAGGGAUCUCUAGCGUCUUCACUAAAAUUCUUACGAACAGCCUCUCCGACUAAUUCGGAGCCUCUGUUUCACAUAGACAUUAGACUCUCUGAUAAUAAUUUAGUAAUAUUCACUCCUGAUUUCGUGGAAGUCGGUGCUGCUUUGAGUGCAAUCAUUCCGAUGAUCACUGAAGAUAUUUAUUCAACAGACGAAUUUCUUAGGAUUCUUAAAUUUGGCGUGCGCUCGAGAGAGAAUGACGAUUUUAUCUGUUCGGAUAGCGGUGUAGGCGAUUUAAUGAGUAUCAUGGAACAAGAGAUAAAGUCUGGAUUAAAACAACUCGAAGAAUUCAAAAGGUCAAUUUCAACAAUGGAGCGUUUGUCCAAAAUCGAUGAUAUUGUAAAAGCUUUUGGGCAGGAGAAUGUGCACAAAGAACGGGAACCAAUGGAAUCUGCGAUUCGUUGGUGUGAUGAAAUCCGCGAAAUGGCAAAUGCCUUGGACAAUGAAAUUAGGAUCAGUUUCGUAUCAUUAAAUACCCAGAAUCUGAAAAUGCGAGUAUUAACACAGUGUGAAAGCAUAAAAGACGCGCUUUUCGUUGAAUUAAGUAGGUUUAUUGCUUCCGAGCUUGCUUUACAGCGAAUGCCCGUACAGAACGACGAUAACAUCUGAGUAAUGAAUUUGUAAUAAAAAAUAAUCACAUGUAGAUGAUAACAAAAUACCAUACACCUAUUUAUACCUAAUUUCCAAUUUUUUUCACAUCUCAAUAUAUAGUCAUAAAAUUUCUGAUUCAACUUACAACUAUGUCAUGGAAACAUCAAAAACUCUGGACAAAAAACAUCGAGAGUAUCGAUACUUUGGCAUAUUGCACGACAAAAGACGGCCUCUAUCGUCUCAUGUUAUUGUAAUUCGUUUUCACCUUUGGCACAUCGAAGACUCUGCAUUACGACAGUUGCAAAAAAAAUCUCAGGAACAAUAAAAUGAAAUAAAACUUCAAAAAAUCUGCUUCUCGAUUUCCAUCGUAAUCACAAUAAGAGCAAGAACAUGAAUGUCCAAAGAACAAUUGUUUGAAAAACCUGUUCGAGUUUUGCCCAUAAUAAAUAAACCUUUCAAUUUCCACUUGCCAAUCCAUUUUGUCUAGAGACAAUCAUAAACACGGGGCUAUCAUGUUCUUGACCAAUUAGUUCCCUGUCAGAGGCGGUUGAAUCCUCACUGCCAGAGUCACCUGCUCGAACAGCUCGCGUUGGUAACAAAAAUACCACCGAAAAUGCAAUAAUCAUAUGCCAUAAACUAUGAAUGUACUGGUAGUUUGCUUCAGUCUCAACCACCGAGAAUAAAAUGAGCCCAGUACUGGCCAAUAAUAGUCCAAUCGAUAACCUAAAAACUCCAUCUGGUAAUUUCCAAACUUUGGACUUAUAACAUCGAUAAGAAUGAACACCAAUGGGUAUCAUAGCACCAAUAGUGAGAGGUACUAAAAUACUGAUCAAGCUUGUUCGAUCAGCUUCAACGCCAAAUGAAAUAAUAAGUACCCCGACCAUAUGGCAAACGGAAAUAAAGUGUAUUGGUAACUGUGCCAUUGCAAUGAGUGUCACCCAGAAUGCAAGUAUACUACUGAAGAAAUCACAAAAUUGCAGAACUUGAUAUUUGGCAAUGCAGUAAGUCAUAAAUUUUUGAUCGCAGGCGUGAUAGAGCGAUGAAAAUAACAUCGUAGCUAGGUAAACUAGAGCUUCGGUGUACAGUCUCCGUUUAACUGCUAAAUAAAUAGCUGGUAUAAAACAGAAAUUACUGAGUAUGAGCAUGAAGGAUGACAAUACUAGAGACGGCUGUUGGUAUGCAUUAGUCGAGUCUGUACAGCCCCAGCCUUUGUAACCACCGAAACAGUUGCACGUUGUGAAGUGAAUAAAGUUACGAUGAAUCUCUUCACAGACACCGUGAUGACCACACGGAUGAGACCCCGGGAAGACACAUUGGUGAGUUCUUAUGUCGAGAGACACUAGGAUUUCUCCCACCUCACAGUUUGUCGGGUUCCCAUCAAUGAAACAUCUGGCUUGGAGUCCGAUGUACCACGUGUCCGGUUGUGGAUACGGUAUCAACAAAUUUCCAUCGUGUUUCCCAUUGGUUUCAAGUCUCAUCAUCAUCUUGUCAUCAUCACAGAAUAUCUCUCCUUUCUUUCUCCAUGGCACUCGUCCCCUUCUCACGCACACAAAAACGACCACUGUUUGCUUCAUGAAUGCACUAUCAAUCUCCAAGUGGAUGCCAAUCGUAAGUGAUCCACCAAUGUCAAUCAGUGGAAGAAUAUCGAAUUGAGCUAUGACUGGACUGGCGUCAGUCAGCAUAAUCCAUGGAGUCAGCCAUUCCCUCCCUUGGAGCAAGAAAACACCCGAAAAUGUCGGGAGCUGUUUUACACGUAUUAAUUGAAACCGUCGAGCACAUGAAUCACUUGUUAGAUUCUCUGCGUCUUCGAAUGGUAUCAAAUUUUUGGAAAAUCCUGGCGAAUUAUAUUCUAGGCUCGUGUUGAAGCUGGACGCCCACUGACGGGUUAAGGUACUUUCAGUAAUUUGUACUGGACAUUCUGAAAAAAUACAAUUAAUGAAGCACGAGAAUGAGAAAUAAUUAAAUAUUGAUUUCCAAUGAAUAAUUACAACUCACCCGAAACCGAAACUUUGAUAUUAAAAUCAACUAUACUAUUAGAAACCACCAGUAUAUAAUAAUAACUAUCUUCAAACGGUGUAACUUCUUCAAAAGUAUAACUUCCAUUAACAGCGAGGUUUAGGGAGGAUUUCGUGUGAUCGAUAACAGGGAGAGCACGUCCCUGGAUCGCCACAUCCUUGAUACAAGAGUCAGAAGUGAUGUUGCCCAAUCGUAA